CAUUAGGAACGCCACACAACACGCUACCUGGAACAGCUUCAGUGGAAAACUAAAGACUCAUAAAAUGCAGAAAACACUAUUAGUAGCUCUACUAGUGGCAGUAGUCUUAGUCGUCGGUGUUACCUCACAGGACAGCAUGUUAGCCCCUCCAGAUCGGCCAACCGAAUUCAGGAGCCCAAACGAGCUAAGACGCUACCUGAAAGCGCUUAACGAAUACUACGCCAUUGUCGGAAGACCACGAUUUGGACGAAGCAUUAGCAAAAGAAUGGCAGAGAUGGCCGCCGCUGCUCAGGGAGAUGCCGACAUAACUGAAUAGGCUCAGAUUACGUGGAUAGUGAUAGGCUGGCUCUCUUCAGACGGUUUUGGUGAGCAGUCAUGAAGCUGGUGAACAGUGGCGUCGGCGUAGCGUAGCGGGGAUGAAGUCGCAGUCUUGUCAUCACAUCACACACGUGCAAGCGUUUCUCAACUCACACGACCGAAGAGGCACUACGUUUUACAUUCAUGGACACUUCAAUAAAAUUUUAAUUAUUUGUUUUAAA
Liolophura sinensis is the source of this 539-nucleotide messenger RNA. RefSeq names its product pro-neuropeptide Y-like. Gene Ontology annotation, molecular function: hormone activity. The transcript has 4 exons. The record is from RefSeq and is a predicted model, not a curated record. NCBI's taxonomy places the organism in Eukaryota, Metazoa, Mollusca, Polyplacophora, Chitonida, Chitonidae. Bases 65 to 316 code for a protein of 83 amino acids. Gene Ontology annotation, cellular component: extracellular region.